Molecule: messenger RNA, 327 nt
Organism: Cydia strobilella
Lineage: Eukaryota; Metazoa; Arthropoda; Insecta; Lepidoptera; Tortricidae
Product: cytochrome c-like
Exons: 2
Coding region: 1-327 (108 amino acids)
Molecular function (GO): heme binding; electron transfer activity
Source: RefSeq, a predicted model, not a curated record
AUGAAAUCUGAACUGAGCGACCCGAAUGUCGGGAAGAAACUCUUCAAAACCCGAUGUGCUUGUUGCCACACCUUGGAAUUGGGAGCUAAGCAUAAAGUGGGACCCAAUCUUUUCGGUUUUUAUGGAAAAAGAUCUUGCACCGCUGAAGGUUACGCAUACUCUGACGCCAUUAUAAAAAAGGGAUACUAUUGGGACGACGAGACACUAAACGCAUUUUUAGAAGACCCCAGGAGAAACGUCCCCGGUACCAAGAUGCUUUUCGCUGGCCUGAAGAAACAGCAGGAACGGGAAGACUUGAUGGCUUACUUAAAGAAAAUAUCGGAGUAA